This is a messenger RNA of Lethenteron reissneri (Far Eastern brook lamprey), 14167 nucleotides long. Its product is annotated as WD repeat and FYVE domain-containing protein 3-like. The record is from RefSeq and is a predicted model, not a curated record. NCBI's taxonomy places the organism in Eukaryota, Metazoa, Chordata, Hyperoartia, Petromyzontiformes, Petromyzontidae. Gene Ontology annotation, molecular function: protein binding.
AUCUGGCGCUGCUGUUCGGUGCCGCCACGUCCUGGUGCCCCCCACAUAACCUGGCGUGGCGGAGGAGUGCCGGUGACGUCCUGCGUGCCGUGUCGCGCCACGGCCUCACCAACAACGUAAUCCGAUAUCUCCAUGAGAAGCAGUGCGUGGCACGCUGCGUGCACACGGCGCUCAAGACGCCCGACCUGUCGGCGGCCGAGGCGGGCGAGAUGCUUGUGUGGCUCGUGUGCUUCCUGCGCGACUCCAGCGAGGCCUCGCCCAUCCUCAUGGACGACUUUGCCGACUGCCACGGAUACCAGGGCCUCACCGACUUCCUCCUCAGGCUGGAGGACUGCGAGGGGGAGGAAUGCAGCGACACGCUGCGCGACCUCAUCAUGCUCGUGGCGUCGCUCACCACGUGCGGGGCUACCGAACUUCGCGCGACGACCGGAGGCAGCGCCAGGGCCUUCGUCCUGCCCGGCUUCAUCCUGCCCCAGCCAUCUGGGAGGGGCCUCAGCGUGCGCAACGUGCAGGCCUUCUCCGUGCUGCAGUCGGCCUUCGUGCGCUCUCACGGCGAGCAGCUGGCGCGCGCCACCCUGGACGCCAUGGCCAGUGUCUACAUGUCCGACCGCGCCAACUACUUCAUACUGGCGUCGCAGGGCCCCGGGGGCGGCAACAAUGGCGGCAACAAUGGCGGCAACAAUGGCGGCAACGGCGGCGGCAACAAUGGCGGCAUCAACGGCGCCAUGGGGGGCAAAGGUCACGAGGCCUCUGCCGCCCUGCAUGGGAAACCGGCGUCGGCGCAGACGCGCUACUUCGAGAUCCUCGACUACGUCGUGUUCCAGCUGCGGCACGCGCCGCGCGCCGAGCUGGCCGGCGUGGCCGCGUCGCUGCGCGCCAACGCCGGGGGACCCUCGCCGGGACCGCUCGGAGCGGCGGCGGCGGCCGCGUUGCUGCGGUUCGCGCGCCACGCCCCGCCCAUCUUCCGCGAGGUCUACCGAGAGGCGGGCCUGCUGGAGGCACUCGUCGGGGGCCUGCACCACUACGCCGCCUUCCUCAAGAAUGCGGAGGAGCGCGAGGCAGCCGGAGGAGACCGCAUUGUAGAUGGAUCAGUCAAAGAGUGGAGUGAGUACGCCUGCUUGGUGCUCGAAACCCUGACCAUCAUCUUACAAGGAUCCAACACCAACUCAGACGUGUUCCGGGAGUGCGGCGGGGCGCGCAGCGUGCAUGCGGUGCUGCGGCACCCCGCGGCGCGCACCCGGGCCCUCGCCCUGGAGCAGCAGCUGCUGCUGUCGGCGCGCGGCGAGGAGGAGAUGAUUUCCAUGCUCAGCCUGGCCAACUCGCUCGCCACCGCCUCGCAGCUGCGCCUCCGUGCCGACAUCCUCGCCGCGCUCCUGGGCGUCCUGCGCGAGAGCCACCGGUCUCGCCGCGCCUUCCGCCGCGUCGGGGGCUUCGUCUACCUCCUCUCCAUGCUCGUGUCCAUGGAGUCGUCCCUGUCGGCGGGCCAGUGCGGCAGGGAAACCCCGGAGCGGACCGCCGAGGUGGUGGAGCUGACCCGCACGACGCUGCACGCGCUCACCGCGGCGAUGCGCUGCGAGCCGGCCAACGCGCACUACUUCCUCACCGAGAUCGGCUACGAGAAGUUGGCCGACGCCUUGCGCUUCCUCGGCUGCUUCGCCCAGACCCGCGACUUGAACCCUGCGCCAGUGCCCGCGUGCACCCCGGAGCAGGUCUCCUUCUUUGCCGAGCUGAUGGAGGCCGACUCGGAAGACGGCGUCGUCGGGGACUCGUGCCCUCCGACCCUCGUGCACUGCGGCCGCGUCUUCAGCCACCUCUACAAGAUGGCCACCGAUUCGUUCGACCGCAUGUCUGUUCUGGAAGCAUGGGCUGACGGGGAGGGCACUGUUCUUCCUUCUCCCUGGGCCUCCCCUUCCCCUCCCAGAACCAGGCGGGCACUCUACGGGAUGCCCUGUAGGCCAAUGUCCAACGAUUGGCAGGCCACAGGCUUCUUUCAGGCGAGCCCUGACCCUGCCUUUCUGGUGCACCCUGGCGCCGUCCUGGCUGCAGUUGACCUCCUCCCCUCCGUUGUCUCGGCAACUGACCCACAGCGCGCCGUGGCGCUGCAGUGCGCGGUCGUCGACCGCCUGGGCCUGCUGCUGCAGUCGGAGCGCAGCCAGCAGGUGCUGAGCGAGGCCGGGCUGGCGCGGCGCCUGCUGCUGCGCUGCUGCGGAGCACUGGCGAGCGAGGCGCACCCCCUGCACGACGGGCUGCAGAGGGCCUUCGAGCGCCUCGCCUGUCACGGCCUCGAGCCGCCCGUGCUACGGGCGUUCCUGCGUCUGGGGAACCCCCUGAACUGUGCUGCGUGGGACGAGCGAGACCUCCUGACGCACCGUGUGCACAGGGGCCUGGACGUGUGCCACGACCCCACCUCGCUGGAUCCGUCCGUGCCGGGCCGGCCACCGGAAAAUUGCCGCAUUAGCCGGAGCCUCCUGCGUCCAGCCGAGGGCGCCGCCCUCCCCCUCACCCGCAUCAAGUGCCUGGUCGCCAUGACGACGCCCUUGCACACCCGCCACAACAUGGCCGCCGUGCCGCCCCCUUUCUUGGAGUUCGACAUGAGCGUGGAGGGCUUUGGCUGUCUCUUCCUGCCCAGCCUGGCCCCCCAGAAUGCUCCUGGGGGCUCCAGUGUAGCAAUCUCACCCACGGACGACUCCGUCACGAGUGGAAUGGGCUCAGGCGAGCGAGUCUUCCCUCCGCCGUCCGGCCUCUCCUACUCGGUGUGGCUCUGCGUGGAGCGGCUCGACUCUCCGAGCCAGGCGCACCCGGUGCGGCUGCUGACCCUGGUGCGGCGUUCCACCGGCUCGGACCGCCACCUGGCCUGCCUGGCGCUCUCCCUGCUCCCGCGCGACAAGGCCGUGCUGCUCUGCACGCGCGAGCAGCUCCUGCAGGAGAUGGACGACAGCUCCCAGGAUGGCUGCGUGCGGUUCGUGACACCGGAGCUGGCCCAGGAGGGCCAGUGGCACCACCUGGUACUGGUGCUGAACCGAGGGGUCCUCAAACCAAGCUCUGCCAGCCUCUACGUGGACGGACAGCUUGCUGGCAACACCAAGCUCUCCUACAUCCAGGCGACGCCGGGAGGCCUGGGUAGCGCGGGCGGCCCCGGGGCGCCACCGCUCGUCUACGGCUACGUGGGCACGCCGCCCGGACGGCGGAGGAGCUCGCCGCUCGCGUGGCGCGUGGGGCCCGUGCACCUGAUGGAGGAGCCGCUGGGCCACGCCGCGGUGGCCACCAUCUUCGGCCUUGGCGUCCACCACACGGGAUGCGUGCAGGCCGUGCUCCAGAGGGCAACGGAAGGCAAGUCGGAGCAAGCGGGCUCAGCGACCGUGUCGCUGGUGCCUGAGGAGCGGCUCUCGUUUGGCCUGUACCCGCUCUCCGCCUCGCUGCUCACCGUCGCCAAGAUCCGCAAGGCCUACAACAAGGCCGACAGCCGCGCUGUUGCAAAACAGAUCGGUCUCUCGUCCAACGAGAACGUGACGCCGGUGAUGCUGCUGCACAACGCGGCGGGGCACCUGGGCGGGCCCUCGCGCACCAUCGGCGCCGCCGUCAUCGGCAACCUGGGAGUGCGGCGAAGCGCCGCACGGCCCGUGGCGAGCUCCUUGCAGUGCGUGGGUGGGCCGGCCCUCCUGCUGGGCCUCCUGGCCAUGGCAGGGGACGUGGAGGCCCUCUACGCCGCCACCAAGGCCCUGGUGUGCGCCGUGCGUGCCAGCGAGCUGGCCCAGCGGGAGAUGGAGCGCAUCCGCGGGUACCAGCUGCUGGCGAUGCUGCUGAAACGCAAGCGGUCGCUGCUGAACACGCACAGCCUGCACCUGGCUCUGUCGCUGGCCGGCACGGUGGAGAGCGGGCGCGAGCGCGACAGCCUGAGCGGCCUCUGCCUGCCCGCGUUCCGCGACCUGGUCACCGACCUGCAGAUAUGGUUCCACUCGCCGUACGACCUGCACCUGUCGCUCCUCGACCACUUCGUUGACCUCCUCACAGAGUCCAGCGAUGUGGAAGAGCUGCGGCGCAUCAUGCUGGGGCUGCAGCUGGUGCCCAAGCUGCUGCACGUGCUCAAGGACCACACACUGCCCCUGUCCAAGGCCACUGUGAUGUCCAUCACGCGCCUGCUCAGUCUCCUCCUGCAAGGCUUCCCCAGCAGCCACGACAUGCUCUGGUAUGGACAGUUCCUCGCCUCCACGUUGCCGACGUUUUCCGUCUCCGAAAAGUUUGUAGAGCUCAGAGCGGACGAACCGCAGGACGACGACGCUCUGAUCGACAACGAAGGUAUGGAGGAGGAUGGUGCCGGCUUGGUGUCUGCUCGCAAUAUUUUUCUCCGCAACCAACUUCUCGAGGUCCUUCUCGACUUGCUCCACACCUCUGCCGAAAAGGAGUUCUUAAGCCAACCGGCCUGCGAGGAGAUGCUGCGAAUCCUGGGCUUCGACUGGCUGCUGCUGUUCGUGCAGGGCCACCUGCAUCCGGCAACGGUUACCGUGGCGAUGCGCAUCCUCGUGUCGUUGCUUAGCAACGGAGGCAUCCUGCGGCGAUUCCAGGAGGGCUCGCCAGGAGGAGGGUGGCUUGACCUGACGCAGGCGCUGGUCAGCGGGCAAACGCCCACCGUCCUGGGGUUCAACGUGGGCCGGGGGCCUGGCGGUGGCGUCAUCCCGCGCGAGAUCAACUCCGAGGCGUGCCUCCUCCCCGGGUUCUCCGUGCUGCUCUCGUGCCUGCCCAGCCACGCCAGCCUCCCGCAGCUCUACUUCUUCCUGCUCGCCCUCUUCCUCAACCGCCCCAUCACCUCCGUUCCCGAAAACGUGCAGCUGGACCUUGACUCGAUCUGGCGCUACAGCCUGGGGCUGCCGCCCAGCGUGUUCUCGGCGCCGCCAUCCGUGCCGGCGCCGUGCCUGGAGGCGGUGCUCACCCUCCUCGCCAUGCUGCGCUCCACCGUCAACCAGCCUUGGCAGGCCGAGGAGGAGGGCUCGUGGCUCAUCGAGUACCCCGUGACUCAGCUGCAGUUCCUGCAGUACCUCUACCACAACGUCGGCGGCCUGGCCAACGUGUGGACCCAUCCCGAGUUCCUGGGCUCCCUCGCUGCCACCAUCUUCCCCUACAACCUCCGCCCGCACUCUGAGAUGGUGGGCGACGCGGAGGACUCGGAGGGCCCCGAGGACGAGAGCGGCGUCUUCACGUCGGAGGCACCCAUGGGCCUCAACCGCAGCCGCUCGGAGCAGAUGGUGUCGGCGCGCAGCAGCUUCCUGUCGCAGCACCCGUCGCGCAAGCUCGUCGUCGACUUCCUGCGCACCAUCGCCGUCGACAGCCUCCUGCAGGGCAACGUGAGCAGGCAGUCGCCCCCGCUCCUCGACGUCCUGCUCGAGGCUUCGCCGGAGAGGGCCACCCAGAGCCAGCAGAGGGAGUAUCAGACGGAGCUGCUGCUGAGCAUCAUGGGACACCUACAGUCGGCCGACGCACUGAGACUCUUCUGGAGAACAGCAGACAAUGGUUCAGGCCGUGGCACCUACACUGCGGUGGCAAAUGGGAUCUUCUACUUUGCUCAGAGGGUGGUGGACAAGCUGUGGCAGGGCAUGUUCAGCAGGGAGCCACGACUCGUGUUUAACUUCAUCGCGGAACUGAUUUCACAGGCGAAGCAGCGGUCCCAGGGGCUGUCGCUGGACGGCCUCUACGGCUGCCUGAACCGCACCGUGCUCUACCAGCUGUCCCGCCCGCGCCGCUGGCCCGCCCAGCAGGGAGUCCUCCAGGAGAGCCUGGGCCAGCUGCUCGUUCACCGCAACCUGCUGCUCGGGCCCGGCAACUACCAGCCGGACUUCUUUGCCUGCCUGCUGCACUGCCUGCUGCAGAUUCGCAUGCAUAGAUUUGUAGACGGCUUCGGCCUGGAGGCUCGCUCGGCUUGGCACGUCCUGUCCACCUCUGACCCUGAUGACGAGGAAGCCAGCCAGGCGCGCGCCCAGCUCGUGAAGCUGGUGCGCCGGGUGUGGCAGGAGCUGAUCGGCAGCAAGCGGGCGGUGGUGGAGGUGCUGUGCCGCAGCCCGCUGCCCCCGGACACGCUGUCCGACCCGGGGCGAUCCGACCUGGCGUCGCUGCGCCACCUGCUGGAGGAGCCGUCUACCAGGGCCUGGCAGACGUACCUCGGCCACGAGAGGAAGCAGCUGAGCCGAGCGGAGCAGACGGUGUCUUCGCGCCUGCGCGUCGGCAGCAGCGGCGGGGGCUUCGCGCUCACGCGGCUCACGGGCAACAGGAAGCAGCGCAAGGAGAGCGCCGCCAACCGCUCCGCACCGUCCUUGCAGGAUGCGUCGGUGUGGAUGUUCACACACAUCGCGGUCGUGCGAGACCUUGUGGAAUACCGCUACAAGCAGCAGCAGGAGCGCGAGUGCAGCGUGGCGCGGCUGCUUGCCGCCGAGUGGGGGCGCCUGGAGGCCGAGGUGACGCGCGAGCGCGGCCCGUGGGGGCCACCCGUGGGCUCCCGCCUCGACAAGUGGAUGCUGGACCCCACCGAGGGGCCCUGCCGCAUGCGCCGCAAGCUCAUGCCCAACGAGCACUUCUACGCGCACUACGCGCACUACCCGUACCCGCCGAGCGGCUCCGACAGAGACGACACGCAGCUCAUGGAUGAGGCGGAGCAGAGUGGGCAGGAUGUGAUGAGAGAGAAGAGCGCUAAAGUGCGGCGAGUGAUCAGCUACGAUAGCAAGGAGUUCUACCUCCGCCUGGUGUCGCAGUCCAGCCUGGAGCCCGUGCUCGCCACGGAGACGGCCGAGAGCGAGGCCGCCCGCCUUGUGGAGAACGGCGGAGAGGACGGCAUGGUGGGGGUCAAAGGGCUCGUGAAGCCGUUGCAGAGGUCUCGCUCGGGCGUGGAGCCGGGCGCCGGGCUGCCGGGCGGCGACGAUGAAGACGGCCUCCCGGACCCGAUGGCCGACGGGGCCGGCAUCGGCGAUGGCGGCGAGAAGACGGAGAACCAGACGGUGCUGAGGCUGCUGGCGGAGGGCGAGACGAUCUCCCAGAUGUACCGGUGCGCGCGAGUUGAGGGCCUGGACACCAGCGAGGGGCUGCUGCUCUUUGGGAAGGAACACUUCUACGUCAUCGACGGGGUCACCAUGACGACCCGCCGGGAGAUCUGCGACAUCGACAUGCUGCCACCCGAGCUGCAGGACCCGGUGAUUCCCCGUGGGACCCGAUCGCCUCCGUCGCACCCGCAGCGCGCGUGCAGCAAGUUCAGCUACGAGGGCGUGCGCGAGGUGCACAAGCGGCGCUACCUCCUGCAGCCGAUGGCCGUGGAAGUAUUCUCAAACGACGGCAGGAACUACCUCCUGGUGUUCCCACGUGGGGUGAGAAACAAGGUGUACCAAAGGUUUUUGACGAUCGCACCGUCCCUCGCGGACAGCAGUGAGAGCGUCUCCGGACAGAACCCCAACGCAAGUGUGGAGGCUGGGUCGGGUCUGCUGAGCGGCCUGGUUGGAGAGCGAUCGGUGACGCAGCGCUGGGUGCACGGGGAGAUCAGCAACUUCCAGUACCUGAUGCACCUGAACACGCUGGCCGGACGCUCCUACAACGACCUCAUGCAGUACCCCGUCUUUCCCUGGAUCCUGGCCGACUACCAGUCUGAGGAGCUUGACCUGACGGACCCUCGCACGUUCCGAGAUAUGUCCAAACCCAUGGGAGCGCAGACGAUGGAGCGCCUGGAGCAGUUCCAGAAGCGCUACCAAGACUGGGAGGACCCAAACGGCGAGACCCCGGCCUACCACUACGGCACGCACUACUCGUCGGCCAUGAUCGUCGCCUCGUACCUCGUGCGGAUGGAACCGUUCACGCAAACGUUUCUCCGCCUGCAGGGCGGACAUUUUGAUCUGGCUGACCGCAUGUUCCACAGCGUCCGAGACGCCUGGCUGUCCGCCUCCAGGAACAACAUGGCCGACGUCAAGGAGCUCAUCCCAGAAUUCUUCUACCUCCCGGAUUUCCUGCAAAACUCCAACCACUAUAACCUCGGCUGCAAACAGAAUGGGAUUUGGCUGGGAGAGGUCCUCUUGCCAAACUGGGCCAAAGGAGAUGCUCGCGAGUUCAUCCGGGUUCAUCGAGAGGCCCUGGAGUGCGACUACGUGAGCGCUCACCUUCACGAGUGGAUCGAUCUGAUCUUCGGCUGCAAGCAGCAGGGCCCCAUGGCCGUGGCCAGCACCAACGUGUUCCACCACCUCUUCUACGAGGGCCAGGUGGACAUCUACAGCAUCACCGACCCUCUCAAGCUCACCGCCACCAUCGGAUUCAUCAACAACUUCGGCCAAAUCCCCAAGCAGCUCUUCAAGAAGCCUCACCCAGCGAAGAGGGUGGGCUCCAAGCCGUCUGGAGACACCAAUCCCGGAGCGUCCGCAGGCCCUGCCCAGGACUGUCUCUUCUUCCACCACCUCGACUGCCUCACCCCAUCGCCCGUGCCACUCAAGGAGCUGAAGGGCCCGGUGGGACAGAUUGUGUGCACGGAGCGAGGCGUCCUGGCGGUGGAAGAAAACAAAGUUCUGCUUCCUCCCGGCUUCCAGCGCACAUUUUCCUGGGGCUUUGCUGACCUCAGCUGUCGGCUCUGCAACUACGACACUGACAAGGCCCCCGUGGUGUUUGAGUGCAUGUGGGAGUGGGGGCCUCUGCUCUGUGCCGUGUGCCCCGACGCCAAGACGGUGGUGUGUGGGGGCACGGCGACGGUGCUGUGCGUCUGGGAGAUGCAGGGUGGCGGCAAGGACAGGAGGCCGACCGUUGGCCUCAAGCAGGUUCUCUACGGCCACACGGACGCCGUGACGUGCGUCGCCUUCUCGUCGGCGUACCACGUGUUGGUGAGCGGCUCGCGCGACCGCACCUGCAUUGUGUGGGACCUCAACAAGCUGUGCUUCGUCACGCAGCUGCGCGGCCACUCGGGACCCAUCGCCGCCGCCUGCGUCAACGAGCUCACCGGUGACAUCGUGUCGUGCUCGGGCACGAGCCUGUUCGUGUGGAGCGUGAACGGGGAGCCGCUCGCCAGCGCCAGCUCGGCGUCGGGUCCAGGCCAGCACGUGCUGUGCUGCGCCGUCUCCGAGGUGGACGAGUGGGACCGCCGCAACGUCAUCGUCACCGGGCACUCGGACGGCGCCAUCCGAAUGUGGCGCCUGGAGUUUCAGCAGGUGCCCGAGACGCCUGUCACACAGCACAUCGCUCACAACUCAGAGGGCAAGCUGCCUGUCGUGCCAGAAAUCAAUGCUGAGGGCGAGGACGAGGAGGAGGAAGAGAGCAGCGACUCGGAAUUGGACGAACCCCAUGCCAACCUCUGCACAGAUCAGAAUGACCCUAAGCGCAUGACCCCGAAUGGACCGACCAGGCCCCAGGUGUGUUCCGAAUCGGAUCCGCUGCCAAGGAUGGCAAACAAUCGUCUGAGCUCGGAUGACGGAGAUGGCUUCGUCAUCGUCAGCUACUCUGACUCCGAGUCGUCGGAACAGGCGAAGGAGCGGCUCUUGAGCCACGGCCAAAGCAACGGUGGCAGCGGCAGCCACCACCAUCACCACGACGCACAGGACACCUCCAGUCCCAGACAACUGAAGCCGGGCUGGCGCUGGGAGAGGAAGUUGGUGCUCUGUGGGAAGCUGAGUAUGCCUGGAGGCGCUGGAAACUUCAUAGGCGGCCGCGAAGGAGCCGAGAUCACGGCACUGUGUGUGUCCAGGGACCACAGUCGCAUCCUGGUGGGAGACUCGCGAGGCCGUGUUUACAGCUGCUCAACCAGGGAGCUGUCAGGCCAUGGCUAGGAUGGAAAAUGACGGAAGUUCCCCCUCCCCCCAGAGGGAACGUGGUGUGGUGGGAGAAAAGUUUAGCGGCUUCCGAUUGAUUUCUCCAAAUGGCACUUGAGGGUGAUCGACAUCGCAUCCUUCUCUUUCUUUUCAUCAUUCACACACAGCUUCCAUUUUUUUGGAUGUUGUUUUUGGGGAAAGCGUGGAAAAAGCCACCGCCAGAAUGUUCCUGAUGACGACCAAAAAUGUACGAAGUUGUGGACUGGUGCGUGGGGAUGCGAUGCGGGGAACGAAGAUGAACUUUGUAUCGUAAAUGAUCAGUUUUGCGGCCGCAAUCCAACUGUUAUGUCACCUACUUAGCCACCUUGUAGAUAUCACAGAAACUAUAACAGGUCUUUGUAAUUACACGUAAACAUGUUUUGCCAGUUUUUUGUAUACUAAAGACUAAUUUGAAAGAAAAACAUAAUAAUAUAACGAUGCACUUCUCCACUUUAUCACGUGCCCUGUUUCGCUGUGCUGUGUUUGAGCGAGUACGUUGGUUCACUGUGUUCCUAUGAUGGACUUGUCAUCGAAGCUACGCGCAGUCUUGCGGUUCACUGAUCAUUUACAUAUAUCCAUCACUUUGAAGGGAAAGACAGCGAUUCCUUUGCAUUCCAGUGCGCGGGAGUAAUCGCAACUAUCCGGUUGCAAAACAAGGGCACCUUUCAGAAGUUAACGUUGCUACUUUGAAAUGGCUUUAUCGAUGCUCAUUGUCGGUAUUGUAGAUAUCGCCACUGUUGUGUCAGAGUCCCGCGUUCUUGGCCGACCUUCCGUGGUUCCGCGAGUACCGUGCUUGUGAAGCUGCGCCCCCGAUCUCGUGCCAGAGCAACUUGCUUCUCACCGGCUUCCUCGUUGGCGAGCUGUCGUCUCUCUCCGUUUCACUCGAGCUCAAUGCCCAUCCCGUCUGUGCCAUGCACAGUGAAGCACAAGUAUCCGCAUACCGUAGGUGUGACGAUCUGAGGCCGGUUAACCUACGACAACAAGCUUUGCCGCACUGUGGUGAAUUCUCCGAAGGAGGCCGGUUGAUUGUGAGCAGGGGCAUCGUCACGGCUGUGCUUCGGACCAAUGCGAUGCUUGUGAUCUUAUUAAGCUGUGGCUAAGAAAAGUCACCACAUGUGCGAUCAUUUUAAGCCAGUGCUCUGUGAGCCUGUGUUAGCGGUUAUAUUUACCCUAAUACAGAUGUCAGCCAAUGCUGCUUUUGUUGCAGAUGGUCGCCUUGUGAACCAGUGAAGACUGCAAUUUCCAAAUUAGCGUUAUUACAAUUGCACACUGAACAAAAAAGUGUAUACAUUCUUGAACAAAAUGUAAACAAAGUUCUGUUCCUAAAAACGAAUUGUUUCGUGAAUGCGUGGGCUUUAUGAGACCACCGUUAUACCCGUGUAACAUGAAAUCAAUUCGUAAUAUGCUGUAUUUGGUCUACAAAAUUGAUGUGACUUUAAUUUGGCUACAUUCCUACUCUUAAGAAGGCACCGAGUAAAUGGACGCUUCGGUUUCAAAGUUGGUUUAGAAGUUUAUGGCCCUUUUCUUUCUUACUGAAAGGUUCAAGGUUGAUGUUUCACUUGCCACAGCUCCAUGGUUCAUAGAUUACGUGAUUUUACGCAGAUACAAAUCGCGUGAUGUGGGGGGGAGGGAGGAGCUGUUCAGAGAUGUGGAGCCCAAAGUAUUGGGCCACGUGGCGGUGAGGUAGAAGGAAGCAGCCACAUUCAAACUGGAUCAUUCAUAUGAAAUGGAUGGUCCAUAAAACAAUAUUUCCAUGAUUGAGAAAUACAUCCUUAUGUUGUGGUAUUAAUAUAAUCAUGUAUCAAACGGUUUUGUUAUUUUGGAGCAAUUUGACCUUGAAUGUGAUACUAAAUUAUCCAUUUAUAACAGCAUGGAAAGAUUUUCAUAUAGUCGUGUUAUAGAAUGUGUUUUUAAAAUAUCCCAAAGUAAUAUAGCCUCAAUCAACAGUGUAGUUUGAAUUUGACAUGUACACUUCAUUGGUGCAAUUUCCUUGAAGCAUUUUUUUUACAGUUUCAUGGCAAAGUCACCUUCAUAACCAUCAACACUCCUAUGUCAGAUCUAUGGAAUUGAGUGGCUGAUUGCUUCAGUGGCAGAUGUAUUAAUUUCCUCUACCAUUGCUUGAUUUCCAAGCAUAAUGUGAAGUGGGCAGACUAGCAAUCAUUCAUAAUAUAGGUUUUUUUGGGUUAGAUCGCGUAGAUAUAAAUGUGUUGUUAACCCCGCCACCACCUGACACAGCCAAUUAGUAAGGUUUGUCAUGUAAACAAAGCAUGACCAUCAGUUGAGUUCAGCACACCGGUGUGUUGGAGAAUAAACCCACAAUGUCGAUGGUGGGUUUAAUGACACAUUUAGAUCUCCGUGAUCUAACCCAGACACCUCAUGGAUUAUUCGGUCGCGAAAGCCUACGUGUUCAACAGACUAGUCGGUUUUUUUCACUUAUCGGUUCAAGUCUAAAUUACCUUUUUAAAAUGUGGCUAUAGUUUGCGUUUAACCAUAGUCAUCAAUUUACACGGCUCUGUCUACGCAUUUUUAAACUUGCAUUCAUAUCCAUUCCAGUUCGGUUUUAAGGGACCAUUUAAUUUGUUCCAUCGCUCAAUCAUGCAAAAAAUAUCAAGUGGGGAAAAAACCCCCCCUCAUUAUGCACACAUUUCCUAUACCGUACUUUAUUUUUUAUAAAUACUUUUUUAACAUAACAUUUUAUGUUUUAAGUUAUAUUGUGCUUUUUUUGUACUUCAUGUUUAUAAAUUUAUUUUUUUGCUGUAGUUAUUGUACCGCAAUUCGCUAUACACAUGCGUGCAUAUCACCCCCCCCCCCCAGCUGCGAUUGUGUUGAGCCGAGUCGUCGUUUCUCUGGCAAAAUUAAUUCUUAAAGCUGUCGGGCAAAUUUAAAACGAGACGACAUCGCUCUGCGUGUUUCCUACACAACCUCGGCUCAAAUUCAACCUCCCAUUCAUUGUUGUAAAUCAAAUCAAAGUUGCUGGUUAGCUGGAGCAUGAACAAUUUAGUGUGCAAUAACUUAUUUUUAAUAUUACAUAUUAUAUCUCUCCAUACGGUGUAUGGAGUGUCGGAUAAGUUUUCCAAAAUGAGAAACCACUGAUAUUUUUACCCAACAUUUUUUUCUUCUGUAUUGUUGGGUUUAUUCCAUUGUUUUUGGCCGAUGUCUUUCAGUAUUUCCUCGCUAGGCAAAAGACAUAGCAGUGUUUUGAUUAUGGUUUUGUAAAUUACCGUACCGUACAAACUGUUUCUUAACCCAGCUUUCCUUGCCACGAAUCUCACAGCCCUGUUGUGGCGUAAGACAUGGUGCUUUGACAUGAAUUAAAAGCCAGCACCUGCCUUUGUGGAAUUUUAUUUCAUGGACCUUGAGAGUUAAAUUUAAAUUACUUUUACGUAAGAUUGCACUGCAAAACUUAAAUGUUGUCUAUUUUUUUUAAAGCAAUGCUUUAACAUAUCUUGUAUUACUGUUAAGUGCCUAAGGUUUGUUGUUGCAUAUGGGCAUCCUGUUAAUUGCAUGUGUGGUUGGGUUUUCUUCCCUGUCUGAAGUACACUUACCAUUAUUUUUGGCAACGUGGAGUUUGUGGGUCAAGGCCUGAUUAACCGAUAUCAAAAUAUUCGGACUUUGAAUUGAGACUUCAAGUUCAAGUGAACUUUAAUUGCCCAACAAUUACAUUAAUUAAAAACGAAUAGUUAAUCAUUCACAGCCAUUUGUAGUACCAGCUAUGAAGAUUAGGCCGUGUGCUCUCUGGGAGCGGGGAAAAAAAACAGAGAUAAUUGUGGAAUGGCACAGACAUUGGGGGUUGUGAAAGUUUUACCUGUAAAAUAUCCUCGUAUGACAUUUAACACCGCUAUCGUUGUGAUUACCAUAUAAUGUAUAUGCGCACACUUCUGGCCGCUAUGAAACACGAACCCGAAAAGUAAUUACGAUCGUCUCGUCCAACAUGUACGCGAGUAGUGAUGGUUGUCAAUGUGUUGCGUGGUUCCAGAUUGUUUGCCGAUCCGCCUGUUAUGCCAGUGGUUACAGAUGUGCGUGUGAAGCUCCCCCCAAAAAAAACCCUCGCCUGAAUGUAAGCCUUCAUUUUCAGCAGGCAUAUAACCCUGUUUGUAAUUAAACAUUUGCCGAUGAAUUAAAUGCAGGAGCGCGGUGGGUGCUUUAACAGCCGUUGGGUGACAGAAGGCUUGGGUUGUGGUGACUUUUAUGUUUGCAGCAGCAGCAAAAAAAAAAACUGGCAUUUGCGGAACUAGAACAAUUCACCGCCGAUUGUCAAGGUUGAGCAAAAAGGGUGGACGCGCGUAAACUUGCAGCACUGCUAUGUGUUUCAUAGCAAAACUUGUACAGGUUAGACAGGUAAAGCAAUAUAAAAAAUAAACGUGUUUUUAAAUAUU